Molecule: messenger RNA, 4226 nt
Organism: Carlito syrichta (Philippine tarsier)
Lineage: Eukaryota; Metazoa; Chordata; Mammalia; Primates; Tarsiidae
Gene: RAB11FIP1
Product: RAB11 family interacting protein 1
Exons: 6
Coding region: 58-3891 (1277 amino acids)
Biological process (GO): regulated exocytosis
Cellular component (GO): intracellular membrane-bounded organelle
Molecular function (GO): small GTPase binding
Source: RefSeq, a predicted model, not a curated record
GACCGCGGAUCGCGGCGAUCUUCUGCUCGCGUUCCAGUCGGCCGAGGCAUCGUCACCAUGUCCCUAACGGCCUCGGCUGACCGGGGCCUGGGGGCCCUAUGGUCCCCAACCCACGUGAAGGUGACGGUGCUGCAGGCGCGGGGCCUACGGGGCAAGGGCCCCGGGGGCGCGAACGACGCGUAUGCGGUGAUCCAGGUGGGCAAGGAGAAGUACGCCACGUCGGUGUCGGAGCGCAGCCUGGGCGCGGCGGUAUGGUGGGAGGAGGCCACCUUCGAGCUGCCUUCGCUGCUGUCCCCCGGGCCCGCGGCCGCCGCCACCCUGCAGCUCACCGUGCUGCACCGCGCGCUGCUCGGCCUCGACAAGUUCCUGGGCCGCGCUGAGGUGGACCUGCGGGAGCUGCACCGCGACCAGGGCCGCAGAAAGACGCAGUGGUAUACCUUGAAAUCCAAGCCAGGAAAGAAGGAUAAAGUGCGAGGGGAAAUCGAGGUUGACAUCCAGUUUAUGAGAAACAACAUGACGGCCAGCAUGUUUGACCUUUCCAUGAAAGACAAAUCUCGGAAUCCAUUUGGAAAACUGAAGGACAAGAUCAAGGGAAAGAACAAGGACAGUGCCUCUGAUACUGCUUCUGCCAUCGUCCCUAGCACGACACCUUCAGUUGAUAGUGAUGAUGAGUCUUCGUCCAAAGACAAGAAAAAGAAAUCCAAGAUCAAGACCUUGUUUUCCAAGUCGAAUCUGCAAAAAACUCCACUUUCCCAGUCCAUGUCUGUUCUGCCGACUUCAAAGUCAGACAAGGUCCUGCUUCGUCCUGGAGACUUUCAGUCCCGGUGGGACGAUGACGACAAUGAGGACGAGUCCUCCUCAGCCUCAGAUGUCAUGUCUCACAGGAGAACUGCAAGUACAGACCUUAAGCAGCUAAGCCAAAUCAACUUCACCCUUCCCAAGAAGGAAGGACUCUCCUUUCUUGGUGGCCUUCGGUCUAAAAAUGAUGUCCUUUCUCGCUCUAACGUCUGUAUCAAUGGGAAUCAUGUUUACCUGGAGCAGCCAGAAGCCAAGGGUGAGACCAAGGAUAGCAGCCCUUCUUCCUCCCCAUCCCCCCAGGGCUUCAGAAAGAAACAUCUGUUCUCAUCUACGGAAAACCUGGCUGUGCGGUCUUGGAAGGAGGCUGGGGAAGGAGGUGGGAUGUCUUCUGACAGGCAGCUGUCGGAGUCUUCCACCAAGGACUCUCCGAAGUCUAUGUCCCUGCCUUCCUACCGACCACUGGUCAGUGGGGACAUUAGGGAAAACACGGCUCCAGCAAAUGUGGAGGCUGCAAAAGAAGCCAAGGAGAACAAGAAGCAGGAGACCAAGAGGUCCUCUCUGCUUUCUCUGGUGACGGGGAAGAAGGAUGUGGCUAAGGGCAGUGAAGGUGAAAGCCCUCCUAGCAUCUUGGGGAAGGAGAAGGAAGGCACGUUCACAGAUGUCAAACCGAGGGAGGAUGCAUCAGCAUCUGCUGGAGACCUAGUAAGAAGAUCCGAAAAAGAUACUGCAGCUGUUGUCUCCAGGCAGGGUACCUCCCUGAGCCCCUUUGAAGAUGUGCAGAUCACAGAACUGGAAGCUGACCCAGAGUCCAAGUCUGAACUGAAACGGCCAGUUCCCUCUCCAAGGGCUCCCCAGACCAGAGCUGUCAAACCCCGACUGGAAGUGUCUCCAGAGGCUCAGCCCACAGCCAGGCUUCCUUCUCCCCCUGACUCCCCACCCCUUUUUCCUGCUGUCUCUUCCAGUUCUGUCCAGGCCCCUGUCCCCUCUGAAUUGGGGCACAGUUCCAACACACAGUCCUCUGAGAGUCCUUCUGUCUCCUCCUCUUUCUCGUCUCCCAUAGCUGCCCCCAUUUCCACAUCCACUCCUAUUGGGUACUGGCCUCCCACAGACAAGAGCCAGGCUGGGCCUGAAGAACCAUCCCUGCUCCUUAAAGCAGAGUUGCACAAGGAGAGUGUAGCAUCAGUUCCAAAUUCUGCUUUUUCUGCCUCGGGAUCACAUUUCAAACAGCCACCUAUUCCUGUGUGUAAAGGGAUGGAAGAUUCUCCAACAAUGAGGACCAGUGAGAUGGGCACAGAGGAGAAAACCAGCAGGGACGAAUCAGAGGAGUUGCUCCUGAAGCAACCUGUUUUGGGGCAAAAAGAAGAGGAACUUCUGAGGUGUAACCCCAGAAAACAAGACUGCAUGCCAUCAUCUGAUGAGGCUCAAGAAGAAAUGUCUCCCCCUUCACUCAGCAGCAGCAGAAUUGCAAACCCAGCUAGGAAGCCUCCAACUGGAGGAAACACAGACUUUAAAAAGAGCCAGUCUAGAUCUUUUGUGGAGGACAAAGCCAGGGAUGAUGGAGUGACUUCUGCAGUUAAAGGGGUGCCCCCUCUUCACAUGGGAGAAUUGGUCCCCUCACUUGACUCCAUGAUACAGAAACCUGAAGAGAUGGACCUGAGUGUCAGUGGGGGCCAGAAGAAAACCAAGAAGCGCGUGUCGUUUUCUGAGCAGCUCUUCACUGAAGGGGACGUGAAGAGCUCUGCUGGGUUGGAAGAAGAGGAUGAACAUUGUCCCCAGGAACUGCAAUAUGCAGGGGCUACUGCUGGAAAUGUGCCUGAUGGAGAGCCUGCUGGGUCUCCCCACACCAAAGAUUCAGACAGGGAAUUUGUCACCACACCCGGGCCGGUGAAUUGCAUUGUGCCAGCAUCCAUGGCGGGUCACCUCCUCCACUCCUCCCAGGAGGACAGUUUCUCAGAAGGCCCCGCAAAGGAAGCAAGUCCCGUGAAAGACACUCUACUCUUUAAGACUGAGGGGGACAAUACCCUUCUGGUGCAAUAUCAGAGCAAAGCCAGUGACCAUGAAGGUUUAUUGUCUGAUCCCUUGAGUGACCUUCAGUCUGUCUCAGAUGUUAAGUCUCCAAUCAUGACUGAUCUGAACUUAACCCUCCCUUCCAUUCCUGAAGUUGCAUCAGAUGAUGAAAGAGUAGAUCAUGUUGAAGAUGACAGAAAGACAGCAAAGUUGGCAACUCUGGUUGUAGGACCUUCGUCUUCAAGCGUGGCACUCCCCUGUCCUGAGAAGGGAGAGGGGCUGAGUGGCGAGGGAGAUGCUUUGGCACCCGUGGAGAGCCUAUCUGACUUCAGGUCAGAAGCACCCAAAGCAUCUGUGACAGCUCCUUCAGAGCAGCCUGCAGUGCUAGGAAUUCACAAACCACAUUUUGGCCAGAGCUCAAGCCCGGAUAAACAGCUGCCAGGUCCUGGCGAGGAAGAGCAGCUGAAGGGAAAUGGGAGUCCCAGUCUGCCUCCUGGCACGUUCCUGGACUCUCCUAUGCCCGGCCCCUCCCUUUCUGAGACCUUUCCUGCCACACACUCUGCCCACAGCUCUCCACACUCUGACACUCACCACAGCAGUACAGCAGAGUCUCAAAACAAAGCCACAGCAGAGGGCUCGGCUGGUAAAGUUGAAAACUUUGGCAAGAGGAAGCCGCUCCUUCAGGCCUGGGUCUCACCCUCAGAGACACAUCCAGUCUCAGCUCAGCCAAGCGCUGGAACUGGGUCAGCCAAGCACAGACUUCAUCCUGUGAAGCCAAUGAACACAACAGCCACUAAGAUUGCUAACUCCAGCUUGGGAACUGCUACCAUCAUCAGUGAGAACAUGAUCAACGAGGCCAUGAUGAAGAAAUACACCCCCUCGGACCCUGCUUUUGCCUAUGCACAACUGACCCACGAUGAGCUAAUCCAGCUGGUUCUGAAGCAGAAGGAAACCAUAAGCAAGAAGGAGUUCCAGGUACGUGAGCUGGAAGACUACAUCGACAACCUGCUUGUCAGGGUCAUGGAGGAAACCCCCAACAUUCUUCGCAUCCCAGCUCAGGCUGGCAAGAAAGCAGGAAAGAUGUAAACAGCCAGAAUGAAACACUGAGAUGUGUGGUGAGCUUGUUUCUACCUGCACCUGGGGUCAGGUACUCGCUAUGCCCGAAAACCAACCAGCAGGCUCUAAAUCACCACCUCCCUCGCCUGUUAUCUGGCAAGAGUCAGUUCUACCAGUUGAAGCCAGUCUAAUUAUUACAAUGAAUCUUUUACUGUAUGUCCUCUUUAUUUUUAAAUGCCACUGUGCCUUUAACUAUGUUGUAAAUAUUUUAUGCCCACCAGAGACGUGGUUAUAAGAUCUGAUCCUGAGCCUGAGCUUCAGAUGGCAUGUGAGGUAUUAAUGUAUUUUAACAAGGGAGUUUUCUU